This is a messenger RNA of Poecilia latipinna (sailfin molly), 1672 nucleotides long. It is a transcript of the gene hspa14, whose product is annotated as heat shock protein 14. NCBI's taxonomy places the organism in Eukaryota, Metazoa, Chordata, Actinopteri, Cyprinodontiformes, Poeciliidae. The transcript has 14 exons. The record is from RefSeq and is a predicted model, not a curated record. Gene Ontology annotation, molecular function: ATP binding; ATP-dependent protein folding chaperone. Bases 63 to 1595 code for a protein of 510 amino acids.
AGGGAGGCAAUAGUGCAAGUUAAACCGCUGGUAAACUCCGAAAGAAGAAGAAGAGGAAGUCCAUGUUUUCCAGCAUGUCUGCGAUUGGGAUUCAUUUUGGUUAUACUUGUGCCUGUGUGGCCGUGUUUAAGGAGGGGCGUGCUGAUGUGGUGGCUAACGAUGCAGGAGACAGAGUCACUCCAGCUGUGGUGGGCUACAGAGAUACUGAGCAGAUUGUGGGAAUAGCAGCAAAGCAAGGUCAGGUCCGAAAUGCGGCCAACACAGUUGUUAAGGUGAAGCAGGUUCUGGGGAGAAGAUUCGAUGAUCCUGUGACACAAACACACAAAACAGAGACCAAAUGCCAGGUUAUCAACAGAGAGCAGAUGCCAUAUUAUGAGAUCACCUGUGGAGAGCAUACAAAGCUUGUGGCACCAGAGGAUGUUGCAAAGCUCAUCUUCAAGAAGAUGAAAGAAACGGCUCAGUCAGCUCUGGGCUCUGAUGUGACUGACACCGUUAUUACUGUUCCCUUUGAGUUUGUACAUGCUCAGAAGCGUAGUUUGAGAGAGGCAGCUGAAGCUGCAGGCUUCCAUGUUUUGAGGAUGAUCCAUGAACCUGCUGCUGCUCUGCUGGCCUACAACGUGGGACAGGACUACUCCUCUGGGAACAGUCACGUCCUGGUGUAUAAGCUUGGGGGGACAUCCCUGAGUGUGACGGUGCUGCAGGUGAAUGGGGGUAUGCUGCGGGUGGUCAGCACCCGGACGGACCACAGCAUCGGGGGGGAGAGCUUCACCCAGGCCCUGGCUCAGCACCUGGCCUCCGAGUUCAAACGAACCUUUAAACACGAUGUGAGCUGUAACCCGCGGGCCCUGCUGAAGCUCAUGAACAGUGCAGACAUGGCCAAGCACUCUCUGUCCUCCCUGGGGUCAGCCAACUGCUUCGUUGAUUCCCUGCAUGACGGCGUAGACUUUGAGUGCGCUGUUUCUAGAGCUCGAUUUGAGCUGCUCUGCUCCACACUGUUCAACAAAAGCAUCCAGCCAAUCAGGUCGCUGCUGGACGAGGCGGGACUCUCUGCUGGAGACAUCAACAAGGUGGUUCUCUGUGGCGGAUCGUCCAGGAUCCCUCGCCUCCAACAAAUGAUCCGUGAGAUGUUCCCGGACAUAGAGCUGCUGAACUCAGCCCCUCCGGAUGAGGUGAUCGCCGUGGGAGCGGCCAUGGAGGCAGGGCUUCUGGUUGGCCGGGACAGCCUUGCCCCGGAGGAGGAGUCUGUUGCCGUGGAUGUUUCUGCUGCUGACAUCCUCCUGAAGGAAGUGGAUAAUUCAGGAGCUGAGACGUUUAGCGUUCUACUUCCUGUGGGAACUCCCCUUCCUGCUCGCAGACACCACACCUUCUCCGCCGAGGGCAGACUGUCCUCCCUCUGCCUGGAGGUUUAUCAGAGGGUCACCGCGCAGCAGCCCCAAAAACUAUCCAAGAUUAUUUUAAGAGACCUGCAGCCCAGUGAAGAGAACCACAGCAUUGAUGCUGUGGUCACCAUGAAAAGGGACGGUUCUGUUCAUGUGUCAUGUGCAGCGCAGAGCAGUGGGAAAUCUGAGGCCGUCACCAUAGCAGCAGCAUCAUGAAUUCACUUCAGCGCCUUCCACUCCGUGUUGCAGCGCUCCUCCUGUUUUCUACAACUUAAUAAACUAAUGAAACCAUG